Messenger RNA from Chelonoidis abingdonii (Abingdon island giant tortoise), 487 nucleotides. NCBI's taxonomy places the organism in Eukaryota, Metazoa, Chordata, Testudines, Testudinidae. The record is from RefSeq and is a predicted model, not a curated record.
UAGAGGGAGUGCAGGAGCUCGCCAUCUCCAAGCCAUCUACAGCGGGAAAAACAUGGAGUCCGCUCCGGCAGCCCCCGAUCCAGUCACCACCGAGCCGGGCAGCAGCGUCUCCGAGCCGGCCGCCGGGGCCAGGGACACCCCGGUCAACCUGGAGCCUGCCCGGAAAAGCGAAGCACCGGCUCCAGUCCGUAGGCAGAGCUACUCCAGCAGCAGCGGCAGCAGAGCUGAAGAAGCAACCCAGAUGUUGUUAGCUAACAAUGUAGACAGCACCAUCAUCCCGCUAUCCCAGUGCCAGGGUGAGGUUAGCCCCUGGAUGGAAAAUCUAAUCCUAGCAAGACAGAGUUCAUGUUGGUGGGACAGGAGAAGCACUUUAAAGAACUACCCAAAGCUAUAACCCCUCUCUCCCUGUCUUUCUCAUGGCCCGGAUGGUGGUAUAUAGCCUGAGUUUUACAGGAUCCCACUCUGCUCCUGCCUACCUCUGUAGUGA